Molecule: messenger RNA, 7192 nt
Organism: Pezoporus occidentalis (night parrot)
Lineage: Eukaryota; Metazoa; Chordata; Aves; Psittaciformes; Psittacidae
Gene: CHRNA5
Product: cholinergic receptor nicotinic alpha 5 subunit
Exons: 6
Coding region: 3755-4885 (376 amino acids)
Biological process (GO): response to nicotine; nervous system process; regulation of membrane potential
Cellular component (GO): neuron projection; synapse; postsynaptic membrane
Molecular function (GO): acetylcholine-gated monoatomic cation-selective channel activity; acetylcholine receptor activity
Source: RefSeq, a predicted model, not a curated record
UGUAUGUGUGGGUUUCCCUUUUAAAGUAGUGAAAAGGGCUCCUAAGUUUGAAAAAACACUUCACAUAUACAGAAUUAAAGUGUGCUGGCAUGCCAAGCUUUCAUUUUGGUCUGUUUUGUUCUACAGCAGGCUAUGUCAAACUGAUGGUCUCGCAAAGCAGAUGUGUUUGAAACAUGCCCUGUAGCAAAUGUGUUCAGUAACUCACUGGCUUUCAUGAGUGCAUGUGUUUGCUAAGAAAUUACUCAUAUAAUGCUAGGUAUAUUCGGACACAGUAGCCAGACUUUUCACAAAGGCCACGUGGGUAUGUGAAGUUAUCUUGUCAAAAUACAGUAGGUGAAUAACAUAGUGCAUGAUUUUAGACCAUGUUGACUCUUUUAAACUUUAUCCUGAAAGGAAAUUGUGUUGUAUGUUUAGUUUAGUGAUGUUUCCCCAGAGAACUAGGUUCCCUUCUCUGACAUCAACAGUUGAAAACUAACAAGUUAGCCACUUGAGAAAUCAAAGUAUUUGUGGAUGAAUUCAGAAUCAUUUUUGUUCUACACUAAAUGCAAAGUAAUGCUUUUCAGGUUAACAAGAGUCUCUUGUAGCUCUGAAGAGAUGAAAGUUACUGAAAAUCAUUUUGAACCCUUUUGGUUAUCAAAAGCAAAUUGAAAAGCUCACUCAAGUGACAUGCUUCAAUGAGAGGACUUGUCUGCUGCAUUUCAAACUGUGACACUGGUGCCCCAGCCCAUGCUGCCCCUGGGUUGCCUUUAUCAGUAGCUUUUUGUUUUACCCUAAAGGAUAUCUAGAGUUCACAGGAUUUAGGAUGACCAUCUGAAUAAAUGGUGUGAGUCCAGACAGUGAUUUACCCAUCCCAGACACUUUUGACUGAUGGAAUGUACUUUGUUAACAUGGCCAGAAAUUGCCUUUAGUCUCAACAAAACCCGUUUUUGAGCUCAUUUGCUGUAAGAUUCACUGUUGAGAACAGAGGGAAGGAAUUUGACUUGAGGCGUCUGUGCUGCAGCUCGCACAGAUGGACUGCACUCACUUUGGCAACCUCUGUACAGAGCAUGGUAUAGAGUGAGUUGUGUUCUGUGCGGUCUGCAGGACCUGAUGCUUCCUUUUCUAAACCUCAGUGCUAGGCAAUUGCUUUAGUCUUUUGUACUGAACUUAAGACAGGAGUUUGACGGUAUUCAAAUUUUAUAGCUAAUAAAAGCUUUUUACUUGUACCUUGCACAACAGUAGAUCUUCCAAAUAACAAAAUAGGAGUGAUACUCAUGUAACAAGUACUGAACAGUUGCAGACAACAUGCAAUGGGUAAGAUUUAAUCUCAAUUUUUAAGUGUUGUAUUAAUACCUCAAGUUCAAUUUUUAUGUAGAAAGCUCAGUGCUCAACUUUAUUUUUUGAUACCAUGAAUGCUGUAUCAUCAAAAUAAUCAUCUUUUGCAGGUUUCUAGAUCACUGAUAAUGGUUAUACAGGUACCUGAAUAUGCUUUAAAAGCAGCAGUGAAAAUGUAACUUCUCAAGGAUUGCUUGAAACAAAACGUGGUUGACUCCAGCGUUGAGUCUGGAUUCAUUAAUGUAUAUAAAUCACACAAAGCAGUUUGUUUAGUAUACUAGUAAAGUAAUAUUAGAUAGCUUAGGAUAUAGAUUUAUUAUAACAUUUUUUCUUAAAUGCUUCUGUUUACAACAACAAGGGGAUAACAAAUAUAUUUGCAUCUUUAUUUAAAGAGUUACCAAUAGCAUUUCAUUGCCGAACACUGCUUCGUUUGCUGAUAAAAGAGAUACUGUAAUAAUCAAGUGGGGAUAAGUUUCUGAUCUGUAGUCCAUUAUUGAAGCAUUGUGGUAAGUUGUGUAGUUACACUACGUUUUAAAAGACCUAUUUAUCAAAAGGUUUUGUUUAUCCAAAGUAAAAGUACUGUCAAAUACUUUUGAGUAUAAUCUUUGAACAAUAAUUACCUAUUUAAUUUAAGAAAUGCCAUCUCUACUCAGUGCCAUUAACAGCUGACUGUGAGAUGAACCUCUGUACUGCCUUGGAAUAGGCAAGUGACUAGCUAGCUGGCACUUGUAGCCAAGACGUACAGCAAAGUUCUGCUACACUAAAUUUAAGUUCUCAUUCUUUUCUGCAUGUGAACCUAGCACAUUAAGCAGAUACUGGGGAUAUUUUACUGAUAGGAGUCUUCUGGAGAUAUUCUUACCCUGUUUUUCCUAGAAAUAGAGCAGCAGUUGCCUGCAAAGGCCUCUUGUGUGGUUCUGGCUUUGUGCCUUUACUGGGAGUGGUUUGGGGAUAAGUAGUAAAGAACAGAAAAAUGAUCUUCCUGUUCUUUGUAUGGACUUUUUUUUUUUGUGCAUGUGGUGUUUAUGUAGACUUUAGAAUGUAUUACACAAGUAUUUCAACUAACUAGCUAUUGAUGUGGAUUAAGUGUUAGUUCAACACCAGAACUUCAUGUGGUGCUGUGGAAGGCGGCAGAUUUUUCACGUUAGGUACAAGUACUUAAUUGAAACUGUUUGCAUAAUAGGAUGUUAGUAAACUUAAAGAUUGGGUAGCUUAUAUCUCAUUUGAGUGCAUGACAAAGCUUGCUAGGGCAAGUAUUCACUAAUAGAGUGUCCUAAUAAACUGUAAUGUGUUUUGUUAUUCUAAGGAAUUUUAAGAGAUAAUGGAACUACUGCUUCUCCAGUAAUACCUGUGCUGUUUCUUGCUUAGAUAAAGAGUUAGCUUGUUUUCUAGAUGAUUGUAUCCUGUUCAAAUAAAGGCACGUUAACUUCCAAGACUGCUUCUUCUCUCACUUACUAUGUUGUGCAUAGGCAGAAUAUUCUUUUAGGUAUGUCUCCCUAUUCAUCCAAAUACUUUUAAUUGUCAGCACUCAAAAUAAGAUGAUAAACUAAGUACUUCUUAUGUUCAGUUUGCUGGCUGCUUCUAUUCUGUAAUAGAUUCCCAAGGCAAUUCUGUAUUCAUUCUGUUCAGAAUCUUAAAAUUAGGGACAGUGCUUCUCCACUGUUUUGGGAGAACGAAUGUAUUAAUGAUUACAAGAUAUUCAAAUUAAUGGUUUUAGAAGCUGCAGGACUGUAUGUGAUACAUAGAUAACUGAUGACAUCUGAGUCUAAGAAGUGAAUGCACUCAGGUACUUCAUACAUGAGAGAAAUGAUGCAGUUGCAGACUAGAUGAGGUUCUAGGACAUAUUUAAGUGUCCCAGUUUAUUUAAGGAAUAUUUCCCAUUACAGAUUUUCUGUAGUAAGAUCUGUCCUCAUUUUCAAGUUUUAAUUGCAGUUCUUUCUAUUACAGUAUGAAAACCCACUAAAAUAACUUGAUCUGAGAGUCCCCUUAGUGGGUUACAUAACUCCUGGCUUUAAUCUGGACAAAACUCCGCUUCACACACAAAAACCGAAUUAGAGUAUUCCUGGUUUUUGCGAAGAGAAGUGAGCAGCUUUCUAUUUUUAUCUGUGAUUAAUCUGGCGUUUGGCUUUCCAGUUCAAGUACUCCUCAGUGCACAGGAAAAUCUGCCAUCAGCCAAGUCACUGCAGAUUCUCAGAACAUACAUUAGUGGGGACCUUCAAAUGUCAGCUCCUGCUGAGAGGGACCCUUCAGGAAGGAUAGCAGGCAUUACUCAGGUAUAUCUGAACCUUCUUUUAUUGCUAAAAGUGAAGAUCGCUUGUUUAAACAUUUAUUUGAAGACUAUCAAAGAUGGGUUCGUCCAGUGGAACGCUUGAACGACACAAUAAAAAUCAAGUUUGGCCUUGCAAUCUCCCAGCUAGUAGAUGUGGAUGAGAAAAAUCAAUUGAUGACAACAAAUGUCUGGUUGAAGCAGGAAUGGAUAGAUGUAAGAUUAAGGUGGAAUCCUGAAGACUAUGCUGGAAUAACGUCUAUUCGUGUCCCAUCAGAUUCUAUUUGGAUUCCAGAUAUUGUGUUGUAUGACAAUGCAGAUGGACGUUUUGAGGGAACAUCUACAAAAACUGUGGUGAAAUAUGAUGGCACCAUUGCUUGGACUCCACCAGCAAACUACAAAAGUUCUUGUACUAUCGAUGUAACCUUCUUCCCCUUCGACCUCCAGAACUGCUCUAUGAAGUUUGGCUCCUGGACUUACGAUGGUUCACAAGUUGACCUAAUUCUUGAAGAUUAUGACGUUGACAAAAGAGACUUUUUUGAUAACGGAGAAUGGGAAAUAGUGACUGCAACAGGGAGCAAAGGAAAUAGGACUGAUGGAUGCUGCUGGUAUCCUUUUGUUACAUAUUCGUUCAUAAUUAGACGUUUGCCACUUUUUUACACAUUGUUUCUCAUUAUUCCUUGUAUUGGCCUUUCAUUUCUGACUGUCCUUGUCUUCUAUCUUCCUUCAAAUGAAGGUGAAAAAAUUUCACUUUGCACUUCAGUACUGGUAUCUUUAACUGUGUUUCUUCUUGUUAUUGAAGAGAUUAUUCCGUCAUCUUCUAAAGUUAUUCCACUUAUAGGAGAAUACUUGGUGUUUACGAUGAUAUUUGUGACGUUGUCCAUUGUGAUAACUGUAUUUGCUAUCAAUAUCCAUCAUCGUUCUUCAUCUACACACAACGCUAUGGCACCUUGGGUUCGCAAGAUAUUUCUUCACAGACUUCCCAAGCUGCUUUGCAUGAGAAGUCAUGUGGAUAGAUACUUUCCUCAGAAGGAGGAAACAGGAAAUAUGAAUGGAUCAGAACCAUCUAGGAACACCUUGGAAGCAGCUCUAGAUUCUAUCCGCUAUAUUAGAAGACAUGUUAUGAAGGAGAAUGAAGUUCGUGAGGUUGUUGAAGACUGGAAAUUUAUUGCUCAGGUGCUUGAUCAAAUGUUCUUAUGGACUUUUCUUUUGGUUUCAAUAGUUGGAUCACUUGUGUUAUUUAUUCCUGUUAUUCAUAAAUGGGCAAGUAUAAUAGUACCUACAAAUAUAGGCAGUACAAAUGCAUAAAAUAGUUUUGGAUCUGGGUCCUGCUAAUAUGGCUCAGGAGUUUUGCAGUAGCUCUGUUUCCAUGUAUGUUCUUUGUAGGCAUGUUUCUGAUAGAGUAACAAGAAAUUGAAACCCAGAAAAUUAUGUUUAAUUUAAAGCAUGGCAUCCCUAGGACACAUAGAAGUCUAUUUGCUUAUUGCCAGUCUAAGUUACCUUUAAAUCAGGUCAGAAUUAGAAGGAUCUUCUUAAGCCCUUGCAUGUAUGAUAUGUCUGAAAACCACACACAGGCACUUGCUGCAAGGUAGAAGAAUUUAGAAUGUUUUUGUGAUGAUUGCUAGAGUCCAAUUGUUAAAUUAUUGUAGGAAUUGUUAUAUUGAAUAUUAAAUACUUGCAGAUAUUAACACAGUAGAGUUGCUUAUUUCAAUUUCCUAUAGUACACAAAAGAGAACUUUUAGUGGCUCUCUUGAAUGUGUUGUAAAAGCAUAAGGUUUAUACAAAGUAAAUUCAAAAUAAUAAUAAUACCAAUAAAAAUUCCUGUAUAUCCAACAUAUCAGUAAAAGUAGCAAUCUGGCUGUGUUUUGCCUGUAUUAAUUCAAUGGAAUUUGCAGCUAAAUUUCAAUCCUUUUAGUUUUAUUAUACUAACACAAACAUUUAAUAGAGUAAACUUUAUUAAAAUGCCUGCAGGAUACAGGUAUAUCGAUAUCUCUGUGUCAGUUAUGGAGAAGAAGACAGACACAAUUAAAUGAGUUCCCAAGUUGCACAGGUAUUCUAAUGGACCAGAACAUUCAGAUAUAUUUAUUCUUGAUGAAGGAUUUGAUACAGUAUGUUAGUUGAAAACAGGUUAAUCAUUUCCUGCCUUUGUGCAUUUCUCAGAAUUAAGCUUUUAAGCACAAUUAGAAGGAAUAUGGGGAAUGCCUUUCUGAAGGAAAUGGGUUGAAAACUACUAUGCUGUGUAACCAAAUUGAAAUGAUUGAUAUUUCACACAGUUGUUAAACUGGACUUAGAAAUUUACCUUUUAAUCGGUUCUCUCCAUUAUAGAACCACAUGUAACUCUAAACAAUGAGGACUUGUGUCUUCCCAUGCUUUUUUUCUGAAAGUGCUGAAAACUAACUUGUAACUUUUAAUCCAUUAAGAUACAUUCUUUAAAUACUGAUUUUAAAUGUAGUAUGAUGCCACCUUUCUUAAAAGCUUUAUUUCUGGAAGAGACACUAAAAUUGAUGGGGCUUCUCCACCACCAAAGUUUUGUCAGUGCACUUCGUAGUGUUGCAUAUUGCAGGGCUAGUGCAGUAAUGCCAAGGUGGAGCAAGUCUUGUGAGGUUUUUAUUUUUGUUUACUUAGAUUUCUACAUUAACAUGCUUAGAUUAGAAAUGUAAUGUAAAUUGUGGUAUCUUGGAUAAUGUAAGUUAUGAAUAUGGAAAAUGCAUAAGUAUUUCCCCCCAUCUCUUUAAGAAUAGUGCCAUUUGGCACUGUACUGAUCAUAAUGCUGAUUGCUUAUAUCAUAACUUAUAGAUUAUUGAAUAUUUAUUUCAAAUGUUUUUUGUGUGUAGGACAUUCUUGGGUUUGUGUAGCUUUUAAAGGCUCUUAAAAUACGCCAGUUUAUAAUUAAUUCUGAUGAUAAAGAGUCCCUCCUUCCUCUUCAGUUAUACAAUUACAUCUAGCAUUGGAAAUCCGUAUUUCCUCUAUUCCCAUCAUAAUUAAUUUCAAACAUGAUUUUGCAAAAAUUAUCUGAUUUAAUCCAUUAAUAUAAUUUUCUCAGGAUUACUAAGAUUAAACAAUGCAUCAGUGGCUUUCUCUGCGUGGAAGUUGCAGAAAUAUGUUAGGUGUCUUCUUUCCUCUUCAAAUGCUAAAUUACUAUUUAUAGUCCUCCUUGGGUUUGAAUUACUGAAUUUUACCUUUACCUGAACAGAAAGCAAAAUAAAUAAACCUGUAGGUUAGCUAGAUCUGUUAUUUUCUUGAACUCCCCAACUCAUCUCUUUCCUUCUCUCGAAUGAUGUCUGUAAGCCCACUUACAUCAUAAGGCGAUGGGCAGUAUAUUGGCCGAAGGAGUCUCAGUCUUUAUACUAGUAACUCACAGUUUUACAAAUGCAUUAAUUUCUUUUAGUCACGUCUACAAUCUGAUCAUGAUAAAUACAGCUAAGAUAGGUGACACUAGAAUUCUUAGGGUCUUCAGCUUAUCAGGUGUGCCUGAAACAAAAUACUUUUAAUAGACUCAGAAGCAUGGACCCUUCCUUAUGUAAGUUGUUUCUGAAUGUGUUGAACGGUACCUAAUGCUGUCUUAUACAGGCUUUUGUUACUUGGUCAAAAUAAAUGAAAAAGGAAAAAAUGCAC